Molecule: messenger RNA, 4132 nt
Organism: Exophiala mesophila
Lineage: Eukaryota; Fungi; Ascomycota; Eurotiomycetes; Chaetothyriales; Herpotrichiellaceae
Exons: 2
Coding region: 424-3633 (1069 amino acids)
Cellular component (GO): mitochondrion
Molecular function (GO): L-glutamate dehydrogenase (NAD+) activity
Source: RefSeq, a predicted model, not a curated record
AAUAUAAAGGGGAAACCCAGAGCGAAACGGCAUCCGGCCCGCUGAGUCGCUAAUUCUGUCAUCAGCUCGAGCCUGCCACCGCCUGCUUAUUAGGUAGACGCUCAGUUUUGUUUGUUUCAGCCCCAGAUCAGACUCGGCUCUCUUAUCGAGAUAAAAGUACUCGCUGUAGAGUCACCGCUCCUCGCAACACCCUUUCUAUAUCUAGAGCGACACCGCUUGCUCCUUCUGUCAAUUUGUACUCCCCUGUUGGAUCCGGCGUAUAUUCUUACCCUCCAGCUGAGUCCAUCGCUGCAUGAGCACAACAUAUCUGUCCUCACUAGCAACCGCUCGUUGAACCUUUAUAUCCGCUAUUACCCUGACCCUCAUUGUGAACCCUUUUCUCCUACUUCCUCUCUUCCCCGUUCCUUUGAUAGCCCGCCCAAAAUGGCACCUACCACGAGUAACGGCGAGCAGCCGCUCAACCCUGCAAAACACAAACUCGUCGAGCAAGUCAUCAGGACUCCGGGCAGACAACCUUCGCCCCAGCCCACAAUGCUCUCCGUUCCUGGCGCUUCGCAGUCAAACCAGUCAUUGCACCGCAUCCUGUCAGACCACAGUUCUGGCUAUGUUGCUCCCAAAUUUGAGGGCAAGAAGGCUCAAAUGGAAGAAGUUAUGGACAUCAUCGAAGAGAAAGGCUUCCUCCCCACCGAAUUUGUGGCUUCCGAGACAGAGUGGUUCUACGACACUCUGGGAAUCGAUGACAUGUACUUUUCCACCGAAACUCCUGAAGCAGUCGCUGCCAAUAUCCUCUCGCUUUACGCUGCAAAGCUCGCCGCCUUUGCUCGAGACGAUAAAAAGCUGGAAAUUCGGUUGGCAAAGGAGGCGGCAGACCACGCAGUCUACAUUGACACAAGUGCUCCAGGAAUCAGCGUCAUCGACGGCCCCAGAUAUGAGCAGAGAAUAGACGAGAAGUACAUCGAUGGCUCUACACCAGAGCGCAGUUAUCGAGUCGAGUCCUUCAGAUCAACAAAUGCCCUUCCUGAAAACCCAGGUCAAUCUCUGCGCUGCUACUUCAUAUAUCAGUGCGAGUUCAACGUCACCAACCCAAAACCCGAUGAGACGGAUCUGAACAUCAUUGCAGAGAAGACAUUUCUUCAGAAAGCUACCUCUAACACCAAGGCCGUCUAUCAAGAGAUCAUUAACUAUGCUGUCCAGAGAACAGGCCCCGUCAUUGAGAUGUUCGACAUGGAAGGCACACGCGAAAAGCGCCUCGUCAUUGCCUACCGACAGGGCUCCGCCAUGGGAGUCUUUAGCGCCUUGUCAGAUCUCUAUCACUACUACGGCGUGACGAGCUCUCGAAAGUACGUUGAACAGUUCUCUAACGGUAUCACCGUCAUUUCGCUCUACCUCAAACCGGCCACCACCGACAUUGCCCGCUUCCCUCCUAUCGAAGCCGCAAUUCAUCAGAUUAUCAAGGAGGUUUCGUUGUUGUUUUGCAUUCCUCACAACAAACUCCAAGGCCAAUUUGCCAGCGGCAAUCUCAGUCUACAGGAGAGUAUUUAUGCUCACUGCGUUCAUAUCUUUGUCCAACAAUUUUUGAACCGACUGGGUUCGGAAUACACCUCUCUCGUGGCUGCUCUGAAAGGGGAUAGCAACACCAAUGCUGAGUUGCUCUCUAAAAUCAAGAAACGUCUGAGGACGGAAACCUUCACCUCCGAGUAUAUUCUGGAAAUCAUCAACAGAUAUCCAGAACUCAUUCGAUCCCUCUACCUCUCCUUUGCCAACAGCCACUACGUUCAGACUCGUGGCGAACAAGAUGACUUCAUCCCCACCCUGAGUUACUUACGCCUCGAUAUCAACAAGGUCAUAGAUGACAAAAGCUUGUCUGAGAUCAUUUCUCGCACUACCACCAACCAACACGAUGAAAUGGUCAUGCAGUAUUUCAUAAUUUUCAACAAGUCGGUCCUCAAGACCAAUUUCUACACCCCUACCAAGGUGGCCCUCAGCUUCAGACUCAAACCAAACACAGACUUUUUGCCCGAGCAUGAAUACCCUCAACCUCUGUACGGCAUGUUCUUGGUCAUUGGGUCCGAGUUCCGGGGCUUUCAUCUACGCUUCAGAGAUAUCGCUCGAGGCGGUAUUCGUAUCGUCAAGUCUCGCAACCGAGAAAUGUACAAUAUCAACGCCCGAACUCAGUUUGACGAGAACUACAAUUUGGCAAAUACACAACAGAGAAAGAACAAAGACAUUCCCGAAGGCGGAUCCAAGGGAGUGAUCCUCCUUGACUACAAUCAUCAAGAAAAAGCUCGUGUUGCAUUCGAGAAAUACAUCGACAGUAUCAUGGAUCUUCUUUUGCCGCCCACCAGUCCAGGUAUCAAGGAUCCGAUCGUCGAUUUCCAUGGUCAGCCGGAGAUUCUCUUCAUGGGACCGGAUGAGAAUACUGCCAACCUGGUUAAUUGGGCUACUGAACAUGCCCGAGCCAGAGGCGCUCCCUGGUGGAAGUCCUUCUUCACUGGCAAGAGUCCAACGCUUGGUGGCAUUCCUCAUGACACGUAUGGCAUGACAACGCUAUCGGUCCGUGAAUAUGUCAACGGAAUCUAUCGCAAGCUCAACCUCGACCCGAGCACGAUUCGCAAACUCCAAACUGGUGGUCCCGACGGCGAUUUGGGAUCAAACGAAAUCCUCCUUUCCAACGAGAAGUAUGUUGCUAUCGUUGACGGUGCCGGUGUCCUGGUAGACCCUGCUGGCCUCGACCGCGACGAGCUUGUUCGAUUGGCCAAGAAGCGGGUGAUGAUCAGCGAGUAUGACAUCUCGAAACUCUCACCUGAAGGCUACCGUGUCCUGGUCGAGGAGUCUAACAUUACCCUUCCAAGCGGGGAAAAGGUCAACAACGGCAUGUCGUUCCGAAACACCUUCCAUCUUCGCGAUGGCUCGGAUUACGAUACCUUUGUUCCUUGUGGAGGUCGGCCCGAAUCGAUUGAUCUCUCUACUGUCGGCAAGUUGAUUGUCGAUGGUAAAUGCACCGUUCCAUACAUCGUCGAAGGAGCCAAUCUGUUCAUCACUCAAGAUGCUAAGCUCCGGCUUGAGAAGGCUGGAUGUGUCCUUUACAAGGACGCAUCGGCCAAUAAAGGCGGCGUGACGUCUUCAUCGCUCGAAGUUCUCGCCAGUCUGUCAUUCGAUGACAAAAGCUUCAUUGAGAACAUGUGCAAUGGCGCCGACGGUUCAGCACCAGCAUUUUACAAGUCCUAUGUCAAGGAGGUUCAAGAGACCAUCCAACGCAAUGCUCGACUCGAGUUCGAGGCCAUCUGGCGCGAGCAUGAGAAGACCGGUGUGCCCCGAUCUCAACUCUCUGAUCAACUGUCUCUGGCCAUCACCAAGCUCGAUGAAGAAUUGCAGAAUUUCUCCGAGCUUUGGGACAAUGAGCCUCUGCGUCUAGCCGUCUUCAAGGAAGCACUGCCACAGACCUUGCAAGCCAAGGUUGGCUUGGACAAGAUCUUGGAGCGAGUGCCUGAGAACUACCUCAAGGCCAUCUUUGGCAGUUACAUGGCUAGUCGGUUCGUCUACGAGUAUGGUGCCACGCCCAGUCAAUUUGCGUUUUUCGAUUUUAUGCGCAAGAGACUCGCUGGAGCCAUGGUCAAUGGGGGUGACAAGUAGAUGACUGGGAUGCUUGGACGGAAUUGAUGUUUCAUUGAUGAAAGUGAAGCUUUUGGUGGAUCAUGGGUUGGAGACGGAGAUGGAAUGACACGAUAUGAAACAACUCUGUCUCACGAACAACGUUGGGUUUUUCUUUCUUCCUCUCGUCAAUCUUGAUUUUCGCAUUCUUUUUUCUCUUUCUCGUAGCUACUACAAACGAAAGACACAUGGGGCAAAGGUGCCAAAUUAGACAGUAGGCUGCAUUCAGGUGUGCAGCCUCGAAUGCAGGGCGAGGUCUAUGGUUUGGUUUGGUUUGGUUCGGUUCGGACAGGCUGAGGAUUCAAGAUAGCAAGGAUGGAGAUCAGUCUAAGGAGAGAUAAAAUAUCCAUAUAUCCUGAUCAGAGGGCUUCGGUCUACAAAACCACAGCAGAGAUCUACCAGGCGUGUAUUUCAUGAGUUUUCAAUGAUGAUGAUAAUGAUGAUGUUAUAUUCAAUGACGCUAGAUUGCCAUACAAUGUAG